This is a messenger RNA of Paramecium octaurelia, 189 nucleotides long. NCBI's taxonomy places the organism in Eukaryota, Ciliophora, Oligohymenophorea, Peniculida, Parameciidae. The record is from the annotation of a GenBank genome assembly.
AUGAAUGAGAUCAUCAAUAAAAAAGAAACUAUUUUGCUUGAUCAAAUUGUGGUUCUGGAAAAUUGGGAAUACCUCAAAGAUCAUUUGGUUAUGGAGGACUUGUUGAAUCAAAGUAAAAAAGAGAAUGUGGAAGUGCAAGAAGAUUAAGACACAACUAUACUAAUCUGUACUUCAGAUUACGAAGAUUGA